UCAGCGCAGGUGGGCGGGGCUUGUUGCUAUACGGAAGUGAAGAAUGAAUACGCAGCUGUGUGGAUUAGCGGUGUGUGAUGGCGGUGUGUGAUGUUUUCUGUUUAACUUUCUGUAAGAAUCCGGAGCUGAUAUGAAGGCGGGUGCCUCGUGUGUGUGGGCAUCGUGUUGUGGUCUGCUGAACGAGCUGAUGGGGGCGGGGGCGGUGAGAGGACAGCAGUCCGGGUUCGGAGGAGGCGGUCCAUUCCGCUUCCCUCCUUCUGCUGGAUAUUCCACACACACAAACCCUCACACACACACACACACUCAUUCACACACACUCAGCUGUCAAUCAUGUAGGGAGAGCUUCUCCAUCUUCAGAAGGAGGUAUUUGUGCUGUGAGUGUAGGCGGAGUUUCUGCUCGCUGUGUUCGGUUCUGCAGGAGAACCUGAGGAUCUGCUGCACGUGUAACCUGCUGAAGGGGACGGCGUUCCAGCGGCCACGCCUCAUGAAGCUGCGCGUUAAAGACCUGCGGCGCUACUUAACACUACGCAACAUCAACACCGACACCUGCAGAGAAAAAGAGGACUUGGUGAAUUUAGUGUUGUUUCACCAAGGGGUGGAGCGUGAGGAGGAGGUGGACAUGUCCACAUUCCCCACGAGACCACUGUAUACCCCUCCUACCACAGACUCCGCCUCCCUUCUCUCAACUGCUCAAGAAGAGACAAUCAGUAGGGACGAUGGCUCCGGAUAUACUACUGAGCAGCUUGUCGACUCUGCAUCACUUUUCACUCUCGAGCCCACAGAACAAACCCCAGAGGUGGUGCGGAGGGCGGGGCGAGUGUCUCUCUCUGACCUGUCCUGUGUGGAUGAGGUGGAGCAGCUCCCCGUGCGACAGCUGAAGGAAAUCCUGGCCCGGAAUUUUGUCAACUUCUCUGGCUGCUGUGAGAAGUGGGAGCUGGUGGAGAGAGUGAGGAGGCUGUACACUGUGGUAUUGGUGGAAAACGUGAACCAUGCCGUCAGCACAGUCGUAGCUUUUCCUCCUGAUGCAAUCAGAGGUGAAGGAUCUGCUCGGCUGGCAGCGGAUGAGAAUUUGUGUCGUAUCUGCAUGGACGCGGUGAUCGACUGCGUGUUGUUGGAGUGCGGUCACAUGGUCACGUGUACAAAGUGUGGAAAGCGAAUGAGCGAGUGUCCGAUCUGCAGACAGUACGUCAUCCGCGCUGUCCACGUCUUCAGGUCCUGACGUCACACACGAUAUGUAAAUAUUCCACAGGAGACAACGAUGCAGCAUCUAUUUACACACACACACACACAUUUUGGCUGCGGAGUCAGAUCGGCUCCUCCUUCACAACUCAGGAUAUAAAGUUCCAGUUGCUUUUCUUCUCGUUCAUUGUGUGUCAGUGUAAACGCCACCGUUAGUGUCAUUAGAUGUGAGGGGUUGAGUGAAAUGAGGCAACGCUGAACACUUGUGUUAAUAAACAGAAGACAACAACCCUCAUCUUCACCUGGAACCCCAGAGCAAUACGUGUGUGUGUGUGAGAGAGAGAAAGAGAGAGAGGGAGGAUUGGUGUGUGUGUGUGUGUGUGAGAGAGAGAGAGAGCGAGGAUUGAUGUGUGUGUGUGUGAGAGAGAGAGCGAGGAUUGAUGUGUGUGUGUGUGAGAGAGAGAGAGAGCGAGGAUUGAUGUGUGUGUGUGUGUGAGAGAGAGAGAGAGCGAGGAUUGAUGUGUGUGUGUGUGAGAGAGAGAGCGAGGAUUGAUGUGUGUGUGUGUGUGAGAGAGAGAGAGAGAGGAUUGAUGUGUGUGUGUGUGUGUGAGAGAGAGAGAGAGAGCGAGGAUUGAUGUGUGUGUGUGAGAGAGAGAGAGGAUUGGUGUGGGUGUGUGUGUGAGAGAGAGAGGGCGGAUUGACGUGUGUGUGUGACAGAGAGAGAGAGGAUUGGGGUGUGUGUGUGAGAGAGAGAGAGCGAGAGGGAGGAUUGAUGUGAGGGUAACAGUGUGUUAUACAUCGUGUUAAUUACUUUGUGUUUCACUCACACGUUUAUUUUGUUCUGUAAUGGAUUAAUAAACAAGAUGUAACUUCUCACUCUGCCUGGUGUUGAAAUAAAGAGAUGAAUAAAA
Tachysurus vachellii is the source of this 2090-nucleotide messenger RNA. RefSeq names its product ring finger protein 34a (gene rnf34a). Gene Ontology annotation, cellular component: plasma membrane; cytoplasm. Gene Ontology annotation, molecular function: ubiquitin protein ligase activity. Gene Ontology annotation, biological process: negative regulation of extrinsic apoptotic signaling pathway via death domain receptors; protein K48-linked ubiquitination; proteasome-mediated ubiquitin-dependent protein catabolic process. The record is from RefSeq and is a predicted model, not a curated record. Bases 131 to 1219 code for a protein of 362 amino acids. Lineage: Eukaryota; Metazoa; Chordata; Actinopteri; Siluriformes; Bagridae. The transcript is spliced from 9 exons.